AUGGCUGCCGCAGUGCUUUCACCUCCCUCGGUGCACCAGCAAAACGUCUUGCAAGCCUAUGAACAGGUACCUGAAACCAAAUACGAUCUCGAAUGGGCGGAUCUAGUGACACUCGACCUGUCUAAAUUUGAUGCCCCUGGCGGAAAAGAGGCAUUGGCCAAGCAGCUUUUUGAUGCCAUCCAGAACAUCGGAUUCUUCUAUAUUGUCAACUUUGGACUGACUCAAGAAGAGGUCGAUCGCCAAUUUGGUAUCGGCAAACAGCUCUUCGAGCUGCCAACUUCAGAAAAGCUGAAGUAUCGCGCUGACCUAGAGCACGGUGGUUACAACGGCUAUAAGCCCCUAGGACUCCGCGAAGUAAGACCAGGCAUUUUCGACAACACCGAGAUCUACAACAUACCAAAGUUCAUCCCAGAGCUCGAACGCUCCCAUCCUUCGAUCGUCAACUCCAACAAGGAUGAAAUCGAGUACUUCGCUCGACACAUCCACUCAGAGAUCGUGUUGAAGCUCUUAACGCUAUUCGCGAUCAUUCUCGAGCUCCCUGAGGACUAUUUCACCGCUCGACACAGAUACGACGAGGCGGUCUCUGAUUGCCAUCUGCGAUACAUGAAGUAUCAUCACCGAGACGCUGCCACAAACGCGAAGCUGGACGACAUCUGGGUAAAGGGGCAUACCGAUUUCGGGAGUCUCACUCUGCUGUUCCGCCAGCCCGUCGCCGCUCUGCAAGUACGCGGACCCGAUGGAGGCUGGAAAUGGGUCAAGCCCCAUGAUGGCAGCAUCACAGUGAACAUUGCAGAUGCGCUACAGUUCCUGACGAAUGGCUUUCUCAAGAGCUCGAUUCAUCGGGUCGUCGCGCCUCCCGCUGAUCAGGCGAACAUCGACCGCCUAGGAGUCCUAUAUUUUGUUCGUCCUGAGAACGACCUGGAAUUGAAGCCGGUGCAGAGUAGUGUGCUCGAUAAGCUUGGAUACAAACCCGAUGAGGAGAACCAACUUGCGGAAGGUAUCACUGCUGGCGAGUGGGUCAAGGCCCGCGUAAAGGCAGGAGUCAAUAAAAGCCAGUCCGCCCGCAGUGAGAUCAAAGAGCAGGAGAUCUUGAAGGGAGUGAAAGCCAAGUACUACGAUUAG
Cyphellophora attinorum is the source of this 1122-nucleotide messenger RNA. RefSeq lists its product as uncharacterized. The record is from RefSeq and is a predicted model, not a curated record. Gene Ontology annotation, molecular function: dioxygenase activity. Lineage: Eukaryota; Fungi; Ascomycota; Eurotiomycetes; Chaetothyriales; Cyphellophoraceae. Bases 1 to 1122 code for a protein of 373 amino acids. The transcript is spliced from 3 exons.